Cataglyphis hispanica is the source of this 6177-nucleotide messenger RNA. RefSeq names its product trehalase. Gene Ontology annotation, biological process: trehalose catabolic process. The transcript is spliced from 9 exons. The record is from RefSeq and is a predicted model, not a curated record. The coding region runs from base 350 to 2521 and encodes 723 amino acids. Lineage: Eukaryota; Metazoa; Arthropoda; Insecta; Hymenoptera; Formicidae. Gene Ontology annotation, molecular function: alpha,alpha-trehalase activity.
AGUCCGCCGCUGUCCGCCGCGCAGUGUAGAUCGUUCGCCGCCGUAUCGCGCUCCGAGCGUGUGCCACCGACGAGUGCGUGGCACCUGCCAUCCAUUCGGUCGCGUGCGCCGUGGUUCUUGAUGUCGUCCGUUUUAUUUCGUGCUCGCUCGUUCGUCUUCUCGUCUCUCGUCGCGUUUUUCGCAUCGCCCGCGAGUAUCUCGGCGAGUCUCUCGGUAGUGAUUGCCAAUCGUUGUGACGGACGAAUAGCAUUUGGCGAAACGGUUUCGAUCGCGAUUCUUCCGGAAAGAGUACGCGGCGGAACACAUUCGGGAGACGCCAUAGCAGCGUGAGCUUGACGUUUUUCAAGUAAUGCUGGUUGUUUGGCAAGGAGCUCGCCGUUGCCUGAGUUGCAGCGGGCAGCGCACUAAUCAGGGCCGUCAAUUUCAUCAUCAUCGUGAGCUAAUCGGCGAGAAGCUCGACCGGUAUCAUCUCGUUAGAUCCAGGGGAGAUGCGGCCUCGCUGUUGGAGCUGAGACCGCCGCGCCGGCUGCGAAAAUUCGUGGGCCCACAUUCAAAAUCGAUCACGAAAAAGUAUCGUCUUCUGCUGAACGCUGCGCUCCUCACGUGCCUCGUCGUUCUUCAAAGCUCUGCUAUCGCGGACGCGAAGAAAUUGCCCCCAUGCCCAAGCGAGAUAUACUGCCACGGCGAGCUGCUGCACACGAUACAGAUGUCCAGCGUGUACAAGGACUCCAAGUACUUUGUUGACAUGAAAAUGAAACGACCGCCGAACGAGACGCUGGCGUCGUUCCGAGAUUUUAUGCAGAGUGUACACAACGCACCGAACAAACAUCAGGUGGAGCAGUUCAUCAAUGAUUCGUUCGAGCCGCCCGGUUCCGAAUUCGAAGACUGGGAUCCAGCCGAUUGGACGCCGAAUCCCAAAUUCCUUCAGAAAAUCAUGGAUGACGAGCUGCGAAAAUUUGGUUCCGAGCUCAAUCAUAUCUGGAAACAGCUGGGCAGAAAGAUGCGGGAUGACAUAAAGGUCAAUGAGAAAUUCUAUUCAAUCAUCUACGUGCCGAAUCCCGUGAUCGUACCUGGUGGUCGGUUCCGCGAGUUCUACUAUUGGGACUCGUACUGGAUCAUCAAGGGCCUGCUGUUAUCCGAGAUGCACAGCACUGUCAAAGGCAUGCUGAACAAUUUCGUGUCGAUAGUGGACAAGAUAGGCUUUGUCCCGAACGGCGGCAGAAUCUACUAUACGAUGCGUUCACAACCGCCGCUGUUGAUACCUAUGGUCGAUGAGUAUCUAAAAGUCACUCAGGACAACGCCUGGUUGAAAAAAAAUCUGUGGUUAUUGGAGAAGGAAUUCGAUUUCUGGAUGACAAAUAGGACUGUAGAUGUCGAAAUAGAUGGGAGUAAUUACACGCUUGCUAGAUAUUGUGAGGAAUCGUCGGGUCCUCGACCAGAAUCCUAUAAGGAGGACUAUCUGACGAGUGAAAGUUUUCGGACCGCCGAGGAGAAGGAUAAUUAUUAUUCAGAAUUAAAAACGGCGGCCGAGUCCGGAUGGGAUUUUUCCAGUCGAUGGUUCGUGCACGAGGGUACCAACAAGGGCAAUCUAACACAUCUCAAGAUCAGAUCGAUAAUUCCGGUCGAUUUGAACUCUAUAAUAUAUCGAAAUGCCGUGCUACUGGCGAAAUAUAAUCGUCAGAUGGGCAAUAAGAUAAAGGCCACGUAUUAUGAUAACAUAGCGGAGAAGUGGAAGAAGGCGAUCGAGAAGGUAUUGUGGCACGAGGAGGUAGGCGCCUGGUUGGACUACGAUAUGAUUAACGAUAUCAAGCGUGAUUACUUCUAUCCAACCAACAUCCUACCGCUCUGGUCGAAUUGCUACGACACCUCAAGGAAGGUGGUAAUCGUGUCGAAGGUGCUCAAGUAUCUUGAAAAGAAUCAGAUCAUGCUUAAUCAGGGCGGCAUUCCGACCACGCUGGAACAUUCUGGCGAACAAUGGGACUAUCCUAAUGCCUGGCCGCCUCUUCAGUAUUUCUUUAUCAUGUCGUUGAACAACACGGGAGACCCUUGGGCGCAAAGGCUAGCCUACGAAAUCAGUGAGAGAUGGGUCCGUAGUAACUAUAAGGCUUUCAACGAAACACGUUGCAUGUACGAAAAGUACGACGCGACCGUCUCGGGAGGGCAUGGCGGUGGAGGUGAGUACGAAGUACAGCUUGGUUUCGGUUGGUCGAACGGAGUCAUUCUGAUCUUGCUGGAUAAGUAUGGUCACAGAUUGACCGCAAAGGAUUGUUUCGUACCCGGCGCAGUGGUCCAGAACGCGGCACCACCGCAAAACAUUUCAACGGCUGGUCAAAUGUUGACCGGGCUUCUAGCUCUCAUCAUAUCGUUAGCAGCAGGAUUUAUAGGGAUGGUUAUGUACAAGAGACGUCAGUAUUAUGCGCCCGGUCCAUCGACGAACAAGAGACAGGGAUUGUCGAGCGGUAGCAAUCUGUACCGGAAGCGGAUCGCGUACACCGAGUUGAAGGACAUGAACAACGAUUGAUGACCGCUCGUCGUCUAGACCGAAUAUCGAUUUAUUACAUGACUAGUGAAAGAAAGUACGCGCACAAGAGGAAAGAGGAAGAAGAAGAGCAACCGGUAAAAUGAAAAAGCGCCGAAAAUGGAGUCAGGAUCAAGUCACAAAGAUGUUCUGAAAAUGCCAGGGUACAGAGCGAUAUAUACUCGCAAUCCUGAGGAAAAGAGACUGGUAUGAAACUUAUUGAGGUGGAAGACUUCUUUUCUGAUGAAAAAAAAAAUACAUGUUCGAAGACAAAAUCAUCGUUUCGGCGAUGGUCUUCCUAUGAAACCGAACAAUGACAAGAUUGAUGACGGCACAAUAUCCCGGAAGCAUUGAAACCAAAGUCUGAGAAUCGCUUGGUUCUAAUCGCUGCUUCCGCCUGGUAGUGAUCGCCGAAAAGGUCGAAAAGGAAGUGAGAUAAGUGAGAAGCAGGUAUAAUAUAUAUAGCGUAAAAAUUAUAGGAAAGAGGGAAAAUGUGUGCAGGUGCAUAAGACUUUACUCCGGCGAUAGCAGGAUUUAGUUUUAGUUUAGCGAAAUAUUAGAAAAAAAUAAUGGACUUUCGUAAAAUAUUUAUUGACUUCUUUGACAAGAAGGUACAAUUUUGCGCAGGAUCUUUACACAGCGUUCUUCUACGGAUUAUUUUUUAGCAGGAUUUAUUUCAAUAUCAAAAAGGAAGCGUAAACUCAUAAAUACGUUAUCAUUGCUUUGAUAUGUUAUCUUUGAUACGUUCUUCUACGGAUUAUUUUUUAAGAUUAUCUUGAAGAUAAUCUCUUUUAAAAUGCAAAAUCAAAACAUUAUAACGACCAUUAAAGUGUUGAUCUAAAAAUCCUACGGUGCCAUCCAAAUACGUACGAAAACUAAUUCUGCAUAACAUUACAUAUAUAUUCAGCGACUUUUCUUCGCUAUGUGAGAAAGUACGCGCGUUUUUAUGAGUGUUAUAAUGACUCGCGAGAAACGAUUUUAUAAUGAAGCGAUUGAUAAAAAAAAAACAGCGGCCAAAACAAAGAUUCUGCUAUUUGCAAAUACGAACAAUUAAAAUAUGUGUAAAAAUGCGAGAAUGACCCAAAAUGCAUGUGUGAUUUAUAGAAAAAUAUGUCCACGUACAGACAGGAUAUCACGAAAUUGUAAGUAUAAAUAAAUAAAUAGUUAACUUAUUUAUUUAUACAUUUACAAUAUAUACAUAAUUUAAAUAAAACAUAGGUAGUGAAUAAUUGACGAUAAACUAUUGAUGAAAUAAACUGAUGAGAUCGUGAUAUUUUUGCUGAUAUUUUUAUAAACGAGCGACCAUAUGUUUAUCCCUCAUAAUGCUAACGAUUCAUCCGCGGACAUUUGUUCGCUAGAAAUUGAUGCGUCGUGUACGAUAGUUUAUUUAUUAUCACUUCUUUUUUCUUAAAUCUUCGCGUUAAACUUCGCGAUAUUGUAAUAAAAGGUUGAAAGUUCCUUUGCCAAUCUUUUCGAAACAGCUUUCACGCGCUCAAAUAGUUUUAUUCACUAGAAUAAGUAUGAUUUUAUGGUAUAUUUGUAUUUCGUUUAGCUUUAAUAGUAAGAUUUCGUAGAAUUAUAUCUUAGAGCUGUCGAAAAAGCUACUUUCUAGGGCGUAUAUUUAAUUGCAACUGCAUAUUGUUAUUUUGCUCUCUCGUUAUUACGUAGUAUUUUAAACGCAUGCGAUGAUCCCAAAUGAUGUUGUCGUAAUUUUUUCGAGCACAAUAGGAUGUUUUUUGGAGUUAUAUGGACAAAUCAAUCGAAUAUAUAAAUAAUAAUACAAAAAUCUGAUUUCUGGCCAGUGUGUAUGAUAUAAAAAUAUCUAGUGUUUAUUUGCGACGCACCCGAGAAAAUCUUUAAAGUGCGAAUUGGAACCUCUUUCAAUUACAAACGUUCCACAGAUUACGUGAUCGAAAUUGAAUUGUAAAUAAUUUUAUAUAAAAUGAUAUACAUAGAAAGAAAAGAGAGAAAUACGUAGAAAGACAUCUGAUUAGUGUUAUAGUAACAAAAAUUCAACAUAUUAAAUAACUUUUCCUUUCUUUUAUUCUAUAUAUAGAUAUCUAUUAUAUAUAUUUUAUUAUAUAAUAUAUUUACUUGUAUUACUUAUAUAUAAAUAGAGCCUGUUAGAUUCGUCGAAUAAAAAUUGCCGUACACGACGCAUUUAACCGAAUGCCUAGAACAAAAAAUAAAAUGGACAAUUAAACGAAGAUAAAUCGAUUUAUAAGAAUUGCUAAUAGAAAACGACGAUCUUUUAGAGAAUUGCCAAUUUUAUUAUAUUUAUGUGUAGUGUCAUACUUGAUAUGUUUCUUGGCUCUUAUUGUCAUCUGUUUAUUUUUAGAACUUUCUAUACUGUUACAGACGCACGUAUAUCAUGUGCAUGUUGCCAAGAGAUGCGAUAAGCACGCGAAUCUAAGAUGAAUUUCAUUACGCAAUAAUUAAUCGGAUGAAAAUAUCUUUAAUUGCGUUCAGCUAUAAUUUAGGUUUUAAUUCAAUAUUAGUUGCAUAUAUACACACAUUUGAUAAUAUCUGGAAUAUUUCGAGUGAAUCUUCGUUUAAGUAAUGAUAAUAAUGAAAAAAAAAAAUGAAGAUAGUUGAAGAGUAUCAUGGAACAUCAGUAUGUAUUCUUUUUUAUCGCAAAUAUCUUAAGUGUAAAUAGUUUCAUCUUUCUUUCGGAUGUUAAAAUCAGAACUCUUGAUACUCUAGUUGUGCAGUUUUUAUUGUUAAUUAUUUUAUUUAAUUUUGAUUUUAAUCUAUUCAUUCGCAUUUGUAAAUCGUUAUACAAAUAUUAAAAUAAAAUUUGAUGUAAGAACAAUCAUCAUCGCAAAUUAUAAUUAUUUAAAUGUUUUAUUAUAAUGCAAUACAUUAUUAAAAAUUUUGUGUGUAAAAUAGUUUGAUGCAGCAAUGGAAUGCAUGUUUUAAAUUUAUGAUGAAAUUAUCUUACACUUCGAAGUUUAUAUGCGAGAAAAACGAUUGUUUCAGAAUUUCGCUUAUCAAUUUCGACAAAGUUGAAUAAUUAAAAAAAAAAAAAACGAUGCUUCAAGGAGUAUUUUCCUUUUUAAACUCAUUUAUGCAUGGAAGCUGCAAUGAGAAGGAAAAAGAAAUGCGGUCGUAUAUAUAAUAAAAUACAUAAAAUUUUACACAAAAAUAUCAGUUAAAUAUAUGCAUAUAGAUAUUGAGAUCAAUUUGUUAAAUUUUAUAUGGCGAUAAUUUAUGACGCUGGUGUUCGAUCGGUGUUUAUGUAACGAAGAUCAAAUCGCAGAUAAAUGAUAUCUCGUAUUAGAGAUACGCUACCUCAAAGGAAGCGUUCCUAUAUUUUAAUGUGCAUAGACGUGCGGCGAAAUUCGCAUCACGGUCGAAGAAAGUACAAUUGACGAACUGAAUUUUCUUUUAAUCGUGAUUGCUAAAUCGUUGAAGGUCUUUCACAGGUAGAUUUAUCUUUAUUUUAAGUGCGAUUCAGGAUUACACACAAUUGAUCUUGUUUAGUCACUGGAUAAUCUUAUUCAUUGACAAGAGCAGUAUUAGCAGAGAAACGUACGAAAGCGAAUGAAUUAAGCGUUUUCUGCUGAAAGCAUGUGUCAUAAAUGUUAUAGAAAAUAUAAAUGCACCAUAUGAGUAUUUUCACAGAUUUGCGUUAUAAUAAAUAUUAAUUUUCAAAAGAA